AUGCCAAGGAUAACUAAUAAAUUAUUCAGAAAAGCAAAAGAGAUAUCCAAUUAUCUUCCACCACUUUUGAAAGCAAAUAGAAGCAUUGAAAAAGCUCAAUUGGAAUUGAAAUGGAUUAAAGAAGAAUUACCGAGAAAAGAGUGGGUUUCAGCUGUAAACCAAAGAUCAAAGCUAGUACCGUUGCAGUAUAUACUUAGAACUCAACCUUUUGGUGAAUUAAAUAUCAUUUGUCGUAAAGGAGUUUUGAUACCGCGUUGGGAAACUGCCGAAUGGACGGAAUCACUAGCGAAUUUAUUGACUAGUCAUGGUUUUGAUGAUUUGAAUUUGUUAGAUGCAUGUACGGGAUCUGGAUGCAUUCCUUUAUUAAUGCAACAUAAAUUUUCCAAAAGUUGUUUGAAAUUGAAUUCCACUGGACUUGAUAUUUCACCUAAAGCUAUCAGUUUAGCUAAAUAUAAUUUAGAAAAGUACAAGAGCAACAACCCCACUUUUUAUGUACACCUGAAUUUCGAGAUAGCUGAUUUAUUUGAUCCCAGAUUAGGUGUCGAAUUACAUGAAACGAAAGAAAAUACAGUGGAUUUAGUAACAUCUAAUCCUCCCUACGUUUUAUCCAAAGAUUAUACUAAAUCGGUUCUACGAUUUGGCGUUGAGAAGUCGGUUAGACUACAUGAACCCGCUUUGGCUUUAUUAGGUGAUAAUGAAUUUUAUGAUCAAUUGAUAAAUAAUUUGGUAAUACCCUCACGAGCUAUAGGUUUCGUUUUUGAAGUCGGAUAUAUAAGUCAAGUACAGUUUGUUCGAGAAAUGUUAGACAAUGAAGUCUGGGGAGUUGGUUUACGCUAUGAUUCUGCUGGUAAUGUCAGAUGUGUAAUAGGCUGGCAAAAAGAUAAAAAACUAAGUGUACUUGAGUCGAUGUGUAAAGAAGUUUUUAAUGAUUAA
This is a messenger RNA of Lodderomyces pseudojiufengensis, 933 nucleotides long. Its product is annotated as S-adenosylmethionine-dependent methyltransferase. Gene Ontology annotation, molecular function: protein methyltransferase activity. The transcript has a single exon. Gene Ontology annotation, biological process: protein methylation. The coding region runs from base 1 to 933 and encodes 310 amino acids. NCBI's taxonomy places the organism in Eukaryota, Fungi, Ascomycota, Pichiomycetes, Serinales, Debaryomycetaceae. The record is from RefSeq and is a predicted model, not a curated record. Gene Ontology annotation, cellular component: mitochondrion.